Zootoca vivipara (common lizard) is the source of this 900-nucleotide messenger RNA. It is a transcript of the gene GSX2, whose product is annotated as GS homeobox 2. Gene Ontology annotation, cellular component: nucleus. Gene Ontology annotation, molecular function: DNA-binding transcription factor activity, RNA polymerase II-specific; sequence-specific double-stranded DNA binding. Gene Ontology annotation, biological process: regulation of DNA-templated transcription. The record is from RefSeq and is a predicted model, not a curated record. Lineage: Eukaryota; Metazoa; Chordata; Lepidosauria; Squamata; Lacertidae.
CCACCGGGAGUCACUGCCAGCCCGCCAGCCAGCCUCAACCAUGUCUCGCUCGUUCUAUGUGGAUUCGCUCAUUAUCAAGGACCCGGCUCGGCCGGCUCCCUCGUUGCCGGAUCACCACCACCCGCCACCCGGGCAGGACUUCCUCAUCCCGCUGGGCGUGCCGUCGCCGCUGGUCAUGUCGGUGGCGGGCGGGCCGGCGUGCCCGUCGCGCAAAAGCGGCGCUUUCUGCGUGUGCCCGCUGUGUGUCACCUCGCACCUGCACGCCUCUUCACGGGCGGGCGCGGCAGGAGGAGCCGGAGGAGGAGGAGGAGCGGGCGCCGCUGCCGCCAUCCCACAGUAUUGCCCCCGCCUGAGCCAUGCCCAGCAGCAGCCAGCCCCGCAGCAGCAGCAGCAGCAGCAGCAGCAAGCCGGCUCGGUGGCCUCCGCGGCGGCGGCGGCAGUGGCGGCAGCUCACGCCCUGGGCCACCCAUCUGUCUGCGCAGCAGCCGCCUACAGCAUGAGUGACCCCCGGCGAUUCCACUGCCUCGGCAUGGGAGGCUCGGAUGCCAGCCAGUUGCAAAACGGCAAGCGGAUGCGCACGGCCUUCACCAGCACGCAGCUUUUGGAGCUGGAGAGGGAGUUCUCGUCCAACAUGUACCUGUCCCGGCUGCGUAGGAUCGAGAUCGCCACGUACCUCAACCUGUCCGAAAAGCAGGUGAAGAUCUGGUUCCAGAACCGGAGGGUGAAGCACAAGAAGGAAGGCAAAGGCACCCAGAGGAAUCCGCACGGCGGCUGCAGCUGCACCAGCAACCCGGGACGUUACUCCAGGUCCGAGGACGAAGAGUCGCUCUCGCCGGCCUCGGCUAACGAAGACAAGGUCUCCCCUUUAUGAAAAGGCUCCCCUUGGACUUCUUGACGGGC